GGAACCGCCGCCAGAUCUGACAGCUGGACCGUUUGACGCCUCGCCAACCCACCACCUGCUGAUCGACAUUCUCUAGCGGCCACUUUCCCCUCCUGGCGCCGUAGGCCCCAUUCAGAGCCCGGCCUGUCUUCUCCCGGCCGAUCUAGCGCCGCCGUCUGUCCAAGGCCCACUCCCGCCCAGGUACCGCUUCCUGCUAUAUACUCCGACGGGGCCGGCGCUCCGGUAGGCCUUGGACUUGUUGCUCCUUUGACACCCGCGCUAAACCAUCACCGAGGACCCGCGACACCACACCCCUCCCUCGACGCACCGACAGCCGAGAGAUGGCAUCCAUCAACUCGAGUGCGGCCGUGGGCGGUGCUGGCGAUGUGUCACCAACCGGCACUUCUGGCCCUAACCCCGCCACGAACCCCAAGAUGAGGAAAAGAACCAAAACGGGCUGCCUUACCUGCCGCAAAAGACGCAUCAAGUGCGGUGAGGAGAGGCCGACCUGUGCCAACUGCAUCAAGUCCAAACGCCAAUGCGAGGGCUACAACCAGCGCGUCGUCUUCAAGCCUCCCAUCGGCGACUGGCCGCAUCACCCUGGUGUUGUGAGCACCCUACAGUAUCACAACUCCAUGCUCCCUGGCUCCCGCGCCACCAACUACCGUCCCCAGUCCGCGCCGCAACCUCCGGAGAACACCUUGAAUUCAAGCCAGCCGCGACCCUUGGCUUCGUUCGACUACGCUGCAGAGAACGCUUCUCCCUUGGGACAUCUGAAUACUCAAGUGCUUGCCAGCGCUCCUCAGCAGUAUGCACAGGACUCCAACUUCCAUCACCACCAACCACCGCUCCACUCACCGCAUCACCCACCGCCCACUCCGACAAGCACCACCUCGUACUUUCCGCAACCUUCGCCGGCGCAUCCCAGCUUCCAAGGGCAAUACUCUCACGAGACAACGAACCUGGGCUACCAGGAGCUGCAGCGGUAUCCUCAGAGCCCCUAUCAGCAGAUACCCGUCUCCUAUGACACCCCAGUCGACCAAAAGCCCUCCAUCUCUCGGCCUUCGCAAGAGCAAGUCGUCUACCAGCAUCACCAGCAAGCCACGGGUCGUCCCGAAGAGCAACCCGCCUACCUUCAACAUUCCAGCCUCCCGUCCCAGGCCGAGGACUACCCUCAGUACCCGGAACACAGGCCGUCGAUACACCGCUAUGGCAGCCAUAGCCAAGCCCCGCUUCAGCAGCCGCCAGCUAGCUCAGCAGAACUGAGCCAAGCAGCCUCAUACAACCUACCGGCGGCAGUCUCUCAUCCUUCUGAUUUUUCGUAUUCCGCUUUUCAGCCAGUUCAGAUACCCCGGCAUGAUAUGACUUCUGAUGUAAAACAUAUGCCUCAGCAUGCUGUUUACGAUCCACCCGGCGCUACAUCGCAGGCACAACAGGACCAGCCGUCAAUUCCCUUAAGCGGAUUCGCAGGCGAAGACCACGUUAGCCCGACCCAGGUGCUCGACGAAGCGGCCGUCGAGAACGAAGACGACGACUACUACGAUGUACUCUCGGAUGAGGAGAUGAUGGAGGGUGACGAUGGGACGGAUGAAGACGUGGUGAUACUCAACAGAGACUUCAGCUUAAUCCGCCGAAUACACUUCGAGAAUACCAGCGAACUGGCCAUACGACGGUACGAUGCCUUCAUCUACGAGGGCAUCCUAACCCAGUACAAAGCGGAGUUUGUUGCGAAUCCACUGAAGAAUCCCAAGACGGCAAGGGUAUUCGCCCACUUUAUACACGUCACAGGGCCCAGCUUAGCCAUCUACGAGCGGAACCCUAGAAACCCGACUUCGAUUUUUGAGGGUCCGACUCACCCGUCCCAGCAGAGUCUCUGGACAUAUAUAUUGCCCGUCAAGGCACUGAAUCACCAGGGGCUUUUGCAUGCCAUGCUGGCGCUAGCGAGUCUGCACAUAGCACGACUACAGCGCGCGUCGGUGACGCCAUCAUAUAAGCACUACGCUUAUGCUCUCAAACGUCUGGGCAGGUCUCUGGGAAAUGCGAAAAAACGUCAUUCGAUUCCUACCCUGGCGACCAGUCUUCUGCUUGCCUUUUAUGAGGUCAUGACGGCCGAACACGUGAAGUGGUCCACUCACCUUGUCGGUGGAGCCCAUCUCCUUGCCGAACUCGAUUUCCGAUCGCUCACCCAAGAAGCACGGCGCCUCAAAGCAGCCCAAACUGAACAAGAGAGCAAGUUUCCGCACCACAACCCCCACAUGCUCAUCGAUCAGAAACAGUUCAAUCAGAACCUGAAAGAACGGGCAAUGAUGCCAGACGAGAGCCUCGUCAGCACCAUCGUGGGGAAGAAGAUCAGCUACGACGACUUUGGCAGGGUCUUUGAGGACGGGGAUAUAAAGCAGGGAAGAAGGAGCAAUUUGCCCGGCAAGUUGGACCUGCGAACCUAUGAGACUCUGCAAGAUCUCUAUUGGUGGUACUCGAGACAGGAUGCUUUCCAGAGCAUUGUGAGCGGCAACCCAUUGAUCACCGACUAUCGCAAAUGGUCUGACUGCCCUCCGCGUGCGCCCCUUGGCCGCGCAGACGCUCUCUACGGCACCCACGACCACAUCAUCCUCCUCGUUGCUCGCAUCGCAGACUUCACGGUUCGGGAUCGGGAACGGAAGCUCAGACAGAUGGAAGCAGACGGCGGACAGUGGAGACCACGGCCUGGUAUGCCCGGCAUGGGGCCAAUGGGUCCACCACCAGGCAAGGGGCCGGCGAGCCAACCUCCUACACCCACAACGCCUAUGGGUCCUCCACCACACAUGCAGGGAAUGGGAGGGCCCGGCUUCGGGCCUCCGCCUGGGCAUGGUCCUCCACCAGGAUACGGCCCUCCAUUAGGACAAGGACAAGGACAAGGCCCUCCUCGUGGCCCACCUCCAGGCGCAAGCGCGAUGCCCAACUUCUUCGGCAUGGCUCCCUCACGCCCCCCAAUCCCCCUCCCAACCAGCUACGCCAACCCAGAUUUCGAACACUCCCCGGAGAUGCCGCACACUCCUCACCCAAAGUACUCGGAUCUGCCCGCGGCCUACGAAGCUGCCCUCGCAGACUGGAACUCCAUCUCCGCCGCCCACGCAACUAUCGCCCGCUUCCUCGCCAACACGGAAGCCUUCGCCCCGCUGACACCAGACCUCUACCCCGUCGCGCCCGGCGGUAACAUGACGCCCUUCGGCCCGGCGCUCGUGCAUCGCAGCUACGACAUCAGCACCCUCUGGACGCUGCUUCACCUCUCUAACAUCCUGUUGCUGCGCUCGCACCCCGCAAUGCCGCCCGCGGCCGUCAUGGCCGCCGGCGUCUGCGCGCAGGCAACCCAGCCCUACGCCACGCUCAUCGGGCGCAUAGCAGCAGGGAUGCAGAUCCCGGCGAGCGACGACACACCAUUAAGUCCGUUCCUCGGCUCGGCGCUUAUCGAGCUCACGAUGGCAUUGUUCUUCGCGGGGAUCCAGUAUCAGGAUCCGGUGCAGCGGGAGUGGCUUGUUAAGCGACUGUUGGAUAUUGAUCGCAGGACAGGAUGGGCGUCUGCGGGCGUGAUUGCACGCUCGUGCGAGACGUCGUGGGAGCGCGCGGCGGAGCUAGGCCGCGGGCCGCCGUAUCCGCAGCGUAGGACGCGGAGGUUUGGCGAGGACGGGCCGGUGGUUAUUGAUGCUGACGGGGAGGGGAACGAGGAUGGAUGGGGCGGGGGAGGCGUGGUGAGACCAAGCGCGAGUUCCUCGAGGGGUGGAAGAGGUGGUGCAGCGGGUAGGGGAAGAGGAGAGAUCAGAAGGGAGGACUGGAGUGAUGAGCGGGAGAGGAGGGAGAACGAGGACAGCCGGUUUGUGGUUAGGAGUGUGCCGUGGGCGAAGAAUUUGUUGUCCACGGAUGAGGAUUUGAGGAUGGGGAUGGAGAGGGUGGGGUUGAGUGGGAGAUCGACAUCAGAAGGAGGAAGAAAUGGGUAAGAGGGUUGGAAGAACGGAGUAUGUUCAGCGCGAAAAGUGUUGGAUACACCGUGGACUGGGUGGACUUGGAGGGAGGAGGAACUAAGCAACAACGACGCAAGAUUUACUUACGACUGGACGCAUUUUCCGACCGCAAACAGAGACGCCGCAUGAUCGCCGCGUACUAACGAACUCAACAACUAAAAGAAAAACGGCGCAAGAAAAAGGGUUUCUUACUUUGUAUAACUAGUUA
Messenger RNA from Trematosphaeria pertusa, 4182 nucleotides. RefSeq lists its product as uncharacterized. Lineage: Eukaryota; Fungi; Ascomycota; Dothideomycetes; Pleosporales; Trematosphaeriaceae. Bases 321 to 3950 code for a protein of 1209 amino acids. The record is from RefSeq and is a predicted model, not a curated record. Gene Ontology annotation, cellular component: nucleus. The transcript has 4 exons. Gene Ontology annotation, molecular function: DNA-binding transcription factor activity, RNA polymerase II-specific; zinc ion binding; transcription cis-regulatory region binding. Gene Ontology annotation, biological process: positive regulation of transcription by RNA polymerase II.